This is a messenger RNA of Ustilaginoidea virens, 1191 nucleotides long. RefSeq lists its product as uncharacterized. Lineage: Eukaryota; Fungi; Ascomycota; Sordariomycetes; Hypocreales; Clavicipitaceae. Gene Ontology annotation, biological process: actin filament organization; endosomal transport; endocytosis. Gene Ontology annotation, cellular component: nucleus; actin cortical patch; cytoplasm. The transcript is spliced from 3 exons. Gene Ontology annotation, molecular function: protein binding; calcium ion binding. The record is from RefSeq and is a predicted model, not a curated record. The coding region runs from base 1 to 1191 and encodes 396 amino acids.
AUGCCUCCGAGAAUCGAAGCCAAGGAGGUUGAGACAUACUGGAACAUCUUUUCCGACAGGACGGGUGGCGGCCAAUUCCUCAGCGGCGAACAAGCGGCCCCCGUGCUGAAGAACAGCGGUCUGCGAGACGACCAGCUGGAGCGCGUGUGGGAUUUGGCCGACGUGGACAACGAUGGCAAUCUCGAUUUCGAGGAGUUCUGCGUGGCCAUGCGAGUCAUCUUUGACAUUUUGAACGGGGAGUACGCCGACGUGCCCAAGACACUGCCGGACUGGCUGGUGCCCGAGUCAAAGGCCCAUUUGGUCCAGGCGACUCGCGCCAUUGCCGGCAAGCAGCCUCAGUUCGAACGAGUCGAGGACGAUUCGGAUGAUUUGGGUCUCAAGGAUGGGUUUGACUGGUACAUGAAGCCCCAAGACAAGAGCAAGUACGAGCAGAUUUACCAGGAGAACCGGGACAUGCGCGGCGAGGUAUCAUUCACUGCUUUAGAGGAGCUCUACGAAUCACUCGACGUCCCCGACACGGAUGUUCGCUCCGCCUGGAAUCUUGUGAAUCCGUCGGCCGGCUCAACCAUCAACAAGGACGCCUGUCUUGCGUUGCUCCACAUUCUCAACUACCGUCACCAAGGCUUCCGCAUCCCCCGCUCCAUACCCGCGUCCCUGCGAUCAAGCUUCGAGCGCAACCAGAUAGACUAUCAGGUCGACAACCAACGGACAGGCGCCGCGUCAAGGUGGGCCGCCAAAGCCGACGAUUCCACAAGCACCGGGCGCAAGACCAAGUUUGGCGAGCAGUACCUCACCCGCCUAGGCAGGAGCGGGUUCAAGACUGGCGGCACCGACUUUGCUACCGAAAAAACAGAAGACUGGGAGGAGGUGCGGCUGACUCGGCAGCUGGCCGACCUGGACGCCAGGAUCCAAAGGGUCGAGGAACUGGCCGAGCAGCGAAAGGGGGGCAAGCGAGAUUCCAAGCCUGCCCUCGUGAAGCGAGAGCUGACCCAGCUGCUCGACUACAAGCGCAAGGAGCUGAGAGACCUGGAGGAAGGCAGGGGAAAGAGCGCUGCCGGGUCAAGCCUGAAGAGCGUGUCGGAGGAUCUACAAACGGUGCGGGAGCAGGUGCAAGGCCUCGAGUCGCAUCUGAGCUCGAGGCAAGCGGUUCUGGAUGAUUUGCGGAGGCAAAUUGACGCUGAGAAGGUAUAA